AUGCCUCCCUCGCGAGAUGGAGUCGCUCACCGUGGCGAUGAAGAUGAGGUUUGCCCCGUCUGCAAAUCGUCCCGCUACUUGAACCCGGACAUGCGAUUUCUCAUCAACCCAGAAUGCUACCAUAAGAUGUGUGAGUCCUGCGUGGACCGGAUUUUUUCGUCAGGUCCGGCGAAUUGCCCUGUCGCCGGCUGUCAUAAGACGUUGCGAAAGGCCAGGUUUCGGAAGCAGACAUUCGAGGAUAUUCACGUGGAAAGGGAGGUGGAUAUUCGGCGCAGGGUAAUGUCGAUCCUCAACCGCCGAGAAGAAGAAUUCGACUCGAAACGCGCCUGGGACGACUUCCUCGAGCAGCGUGAAGAAAUCAUUGCGAAUCUGGUCUACGGCACGGACGUUGCGAAGACAGAAGCAGACCUGCAGAGAUAUGCCACAGAAAAUAUGAGCUCCAUCCGCGCCAACCGCGCUCUCGAGGCCCAGGAAGCCACCUCCUUUCAGGAACAGCAGACGCACGAGCAGGAACUGGCAAGAAUACGUCGGGAGGCCGCAAGGCAGGAAUACGAAAACGAACGACGGGAGGUCCAGGCAGGCCGCGAAGACUACCUCAGCCGACUUGCGGCUGGCAAACCGGGCGACGCAGCCACCAUUGCCCGUGAGAGUCACAAGGUCCUCCUCAAGAAGUCUUCUGCUCGACGCAGCGAGGAAGACCGCAUUCGGCAGAAACAAGCUGCACUGCGCAGCUCCGACCUCAAGAAAGCUGGUCCAGGGACCACGGCAGCCGACCGGGCUGGCGAGGCUGGUGGUGCAGGCCUCAUCAAAGGUCUCAGGAAGAUCAAAACCCCAGAGCCCGAGAAGCCCUACGACCCAUUCGGUGGCCUCAUCCCCGGCAAACGCGACUAUUAUACUCUGCGCGACUACUAUCCAUCCAGCUACCUCGACCCUAUCCGACAAGAUACCCGUAUGCAGGCCGGCGGGUACGACCUACGCGAGUACUAUUCACGUACAUUACUCGAGGCCUUCGCGGGCUUGGGAUGCUUCCUUGAUGAAGAAGUCCCCAAACGUUAUGCGGCAGACACUCUGGGGACCUCGAAGCCUGCGGCUACCGAAGGGGCAGCAGUUGCUGCUGUAUCAUCUGGUAGCUUGGGCAGAGCUGCUUGA
Aspergillus clavatus NRRL 1 is the source of this 1149-nucleotide messenger RNA. Its product is annotated as TFIIH/NER complex subunit TFB3. The coding region runs from base 1 to 1149 and encodes 382 amino acids. The transcript is spliced from 3 exons. The record is from RefSeq and is a predicted model, not a curated record. Gene Ontology annotation, biological process: nucleotide-excision repair; regulation of transcription by RNA polymerase II; positive regulation of cyclin-dependent protein serine/threonine kinase activity. Lineage: Eukaryota; Fungi; Ascomycota; Eurotiomycetes; Eurotiales; Aspergillaceae. Gene Ontology annotation, molecular function: cyclin-dependent protein serine/threonine kinase activator activity. Gene Ontology annotation, cellular component: transcription factor TFIIH holo complex.